UCCUGGCAUCAGCUGAUUUUUGUCAAAACUCUGAAAUUUUUAUUAUCUCAUGGCCUUUUGUUAAUCCGCAAUAUCAUCACUGCUCCCUGUAUUUGUAAUCCUUCAUAAACAACAACCAUGUUUAAAAGAGCAAACCGCUAGUUCGCUCACAAUACCCAGUGUCUUCUAUAUCAAUUGGCCCAAAUGUUGUACUUUUCCGGAAGUGAAUCACACAAUGAGUGAAUUAGUCACCUCACAAAAUCGACAAUAAUCUUCCUCAAGUGAUGGGUUCAUGUUUUGGACGAUGCCGCUUUAGCUAUAGGGGUCGAAAUGUCAAUGAAAAUGGAUUGGAGGAGAAUCUAGUGGAGGAGAAUAAAUCUAAAGAUGGGCAUAUUUUCAAUAUAUUAAAAUUCAAACAGAGGAAGCACUCAAAAUUCAUGGAAAAAUUCAUGAAGCAACAGCAGCAGCAGGGAGAUACGUCCAAUAACUACAAGUUACUCAAUCGAGAGGAUGGGCCAAGCAAUCAACCAAAAAACUUCACAAAUAUUCAACUUCAGUGUCUCGAUGCCCAUUCUCUGCUUUUAUCAUCUCGAUCUGGAGUACCUGGAUUUCGUCCAGAUCUCUAUGUCAGCCUAAAUUCAUCCCCUGGUGGGUCAUCUUUGGACCUCGAAUGGGAACAUGAAUAUGCGACAAACAAUCGUCACAAUCCAUGGACAAGUCUUCCAGAAAAUGGCGCAAUGGAGGAAUUGUCCAGUGACGAAGAACACACUUCGUCAUCCGGGAAUUCCAAUAGAAAGCAACCAAAUCAAAAAUCAUGCAAAAACAUUAGGGUAUCAUCGAGAUUUAAUGGUUCCAAGAACCGUAGCAUUCAUUCUGCCACAAAUACAUGGUCCCAUAUAUCAACUCCAGAAUCCUUAGAAUGGGAUCAGGAUGAUGACCAAGACCUAAAGUCAGAGGACUCUUUGGACCAGGAAACUAGGGAUUUGCUCUUCCAGAUUGAACAACUCAAGAACCGAGUGCUCAAUGAAACUGGCCACUUUGAAUACGGUUCCAAUGAUGUCGAAAGCUGACUGUAACUUUAAAAUCCCAUCCAACAUCAUCCAGCCUCAUAUCGAUCAUCGAGAAUAAGGGUAGAUUCAUACAUUAUUUUGAAGCUUUAUGUCUCCUAAGACAUUAUUUUUAACUUACUAUCGAAUUUACGCUACUACCCCAAACACUACCCUUAUCAUGUUGAAAACGAUCGAUCGAAAGCCUCUCCAUCCAUAGCAAUGAGAGUGAAGUGCCUGCCUGAUGACUUAUGUGAAUUUACUUGGGCUAACAUCCAUCAUUCAUUGUAAAAUCGUAACAUCUAUAAAACUCCUGUUUUAAGUUUGCCUUAAGACAUAUCCCUGUAUCAGAUACAUCAUUAGAAUUUAAGGGGCCUUUAGUUUACUCCGUAAAAAUGGUAUAAGCAUUAUGUUUUUAGUUCAAUUUGUAAUGAUAAAAUAAUUCCUCAUAUCAGUAGUAAAAUUCUCUAUAUAGAAAUAUGUAUAUUUAUUAAGUGUUUAAAACGUAAUAAAAAAGU
This is a messenger RNA of Phlebotomus papatasi, 1543 nucleotides long. RefSeq lists its product as uncharacterized. NCBI's taxonomy places the organism in Eukaryota, Metazoa, Arthropoda, Insecta, Diptera, Psychodidae. The record is from RefSeq and is a predicted model, not a curated record. Bases 264 to 1049 code for a protein of 261 amino acids. The transcript is spliced from 2 exons.